AUGUUUUCUGUUCCAGAGGUUCACGCCACGGGGUUCAACUACCAAAACGAGGAUGAAAAGGUUACUCUCUCCUUUCCCAGUACCCUGCAGAAAGGGACAGGGACCCUAAAGAUAGACUUUGUAGGGGAGCUGAAUGACAAAAUGAAAGGUUUUUACCGGAGUAAAUACACCACCCCCACCGGAGACACCCGCUACGCUGCUGUCACUCAGUUCGAGGCUACUGAUGCUCGCAGAGCUUUCCCUUGCUGGGAUGAACCUGCUAUUAAGGCAACAUUUGAUAUUUCUUUGGUGGUUCCUAAAGACAGAGUAGCUUUGUCAAAUAUGAACGUGGUGGACAGGAAGCCCUACCCAGAUGACGAGAACCUGGUGGAGGUGAAGUUUGCCAGGACCCCCGUGAUGUCCACGUACCUGGUGGCCUUCGUGGUGGGCGAGUACGACUUCGUGGAGGCGCGAUCCCAGGACGGGGUCCUGGUCCGGGUCUACACCCCCGUGGGCAAAGCGGAGCAAGGAAAGUUUGCCUUGGAGGUUGCUGCUAAAACUCUGCCUUUUUAUAAGGACUACUUCAAUGUUCCUUACCCUCUUCCUAAAAUUGAUCUCAUAGCUAUUGCAGACUUUGCUGCUGGUGCCAUGGAGAACUGGGGCCUUGUUACUUAUAGGGAGACAGCUCUGCUCAUUGACCCCAAAAAUUCCUGUUCUUCAUCUCGCCAGUGGGUUGCCCUGGUUGUGGGACAUGAACUUGCUCAUCAGUGGUUUGGAAACCUUGUGACCAUGGAAUGGUGGACCCACCUGUGGCUGAAUGAGGGCUUUGCCUCGUGGAUUGAGUACCUGUGUGUGGAUCACUGCUUCCCAGAGUAUGACAUCUGGACCCAGUUUGUCUCUGCCGACUACACACGGGCCCAGGAGCUCGAUGCCUUAGACAACAGCCACCCCAUUGAGGUCAGUGUGGGCCACCCCUCCGAGGUGGAUGAAAUAUUUGAUGCCAUUUCCUACAGCAAGGGAGCCUCCGUGAUCCGGAUGCUGCACGACUACAUCGGGGAUGAGGAUUUCCGGAAAGGCAUGAAUUUGUACCUGACCAAGUUCCAGCAGAAAAACGCUGCCACAGAGGAUCUCUGGGAAAGCCUGGAAAAAGCCAGUGGCAAACCCAUUGCUGCUGUGAUGAACACGUGGACCAAACAAAUGGGAUUCCCACUCAUUUAUGUGGAAGCUGAGCAGCAAGAAGAUGACAGAGUGUUGAAGUUAGUGCAGAAGAAGUUCUGUGCCAGUGGACCAUAUACUGGGGAGGAUUUCCCCAUGUGGAUGGUGCCCAUAAGUAUUUGCACAAGUGAUGACCCCACCUGUGCCAAAAUGCAGAUCCUGAUGGACAAACCAGAGCUCACAGUGGUUUUGAAAGACACCAAACCAGAGCAGUGGGUGAAGCUCAACCUGGGCACGGUGGGGUUUUACCGCACCCAGUACAGCCCCGAAAUGCUGGAGAGUUUAAUCCCGGCCAUCAAAGACCUCUCCCUCCCCCCUGUGGACAGGCUGGGCCUGCAGAAUGAUCUCUUCUCUCUGGCCCGAGCUGGGAUCAUCAGCACUGUGGAGGUUCUCAAAGUCAUGGAAGCUUUUGUGAACGAGCCCAACUACACGGUGUGGAGUGACCUGAGCUGUAACCUGGGCAUCCUCUCCACCCUCCUGUCCCACACAGACUUCCACGAGGACAUCCAGGGAUUCGUCAGGGACGUCUUCUCCCCCAUCGGGGAGAGGCUGGGCUGGGACCCCAAACCUGGGGAGGGUGAGGAUCUUCUGCUCUGCAACCCUUUAUGGGGGUCUGGGGAACUCCUGGGGCCAUAA
Molecule: messenger RNA, 1830 nt
Organism: Corapipo altera (White-ruffed manakin)
Lineage: Eukaryota; Metazoa; Chordata; Aves; Passeriformes; Pipridae
Product: puromycin-sensitive aminopeptidase
Exons: 15
Coding region: 1-1830 (609 amino acids)
Biological process (GO): peptide catabolic process; proteolysis
Cellular component (GO): cytoplasm
Molecular function (GO): metalloaminopeptidase activity; zinc ion binding; peptide binding
Source: RefSeq, a predicted model, not a curated record